GAAGUUUCUUCCUGUGUGGCUUUAACUUGACGCCGCACUCUAUCGCCUUUUUUAGCUGGAUGAAAACUUCAUUUCACAGACAAAUUCAAUGAGAAGGUGAACGGCCACCAUGAAGCUCCGUUGAAAGGCGGCCAAAGAGUUUGGAGUAAGCUAACUGGAGACUGCAGGACCCCGUCGUUAAAACUUUUUCUUUGGUCGAAAACUAACAAUUGAACACAAGAUGAUGUCUGACGCUAGCGAGAUGUUGGCAGCAGCCUUGGAGCAAAUGGAUGGGAUCAUAGCAGGCUCCAAGGCCAUGGACUACUCCAACGGGCUGUUUGACUGCCAGUCUCCCACAUCGCCUUUCCUCGGUGGCCUUCGGGUCCUUCACUUGCUGGAGGAUUUGCGGGCAGCACUGGAGCUGAUGGAUAAUGAUGAGAGGGACAACCUGCGGUGUCAGAUUCCUGAUUCCACUGCAGAGGGUCUGGCGGAGUGGCUGCACGGACGAAUGACCAACGUCCACAGCUCCGAAGCAGUCGCCCAAGAGCGUCUGUCACGACUUGAGAGUGACAAAGAGUGUCUCAUUCUUCAGGUAAGCGUUUUAACAGACCAGGUGGAGGUGCAAGGUGAAAAGAUUCGAGAUCUAGACAGCUGUCUUGAGCAACAUCGUGAGAAACUCAAUGCUACUGAGCAGCUUCUUCAGCAGGAGCUUUUGAACCGGACAGCACUGGAGACCCAGAAGCUGGAGCUUAUGACCGAGGUGUCCAGCCUGAAGCUGAAGCUAUCUACUGUGGAGAGAGAUCACAGAGGCAAUGAGGGCUUGUACCAGGAAGUGACGGACCUGCGGUUCAGGGUUACUGAUAUAGAGAAUCAAAGAGUGCAGUGUGAGAAGAAACUCAAAGCUACCAAAGAGGAGCUGCAGCUUCUGCAGAGGCAGCUGGAGGAGCGAGAGUUGGAGCUGCAGAAGUUGAAGGAUGAGGGCAGACUGAAGGUGGAGAGCCACAACAGAGCUGAGGGGGCAGAAAGAGAUACUGAAAUGUUGAAGAUGAAGAGGGUUUUAGAGUCGCUGACGUCAGAGAACGAUGAGAAGGAACGAAGGAUUAAAGAGCUGGAGGAGUCCCUUAAAAAGUGCAAAAAGGUGCAGGAGCUGGUCAGAGAGAAGCUGAAUGAAGAUGACUACCACGAUAUCCCAGAUGAUCCCUCGGUCUCUGCAGCCAUGGAGGUUGAUCAGGUCACUGUGGAGUUGGAGGGGGAGGCAGGAAGGAGCUUGGGCGAGUCUGUUCCAUGCAUAGCGGUGCUCUCUGAAAUGAACGAACUGGACAGAGAGCGACAGCUUCAGGCAGCCGGAAGUACCUUAGACAUCCCAGAACCAAGCAGCUCAGCUGGAACCAGCAGCACUGAUCAAGGCCUAAAUAAAACAGGAUGUAGUUCUUCUUCUCCAACUAAAGGAAACGCCACAAGCGAUGGGAAUUUUGGUACCAAGAAAGCCCGCGCUUCAUUUGGCCGGGGCUUCUUCAAACUACGUGGAGGCAAGCAGACGGGCAGCGCCCCGAACCUCGCUGAGACAGCGCACAAAGGCACAGAGCACCUCGACUUGGCCGGUUCUCCUCCACGGAAAUCCCACGAUAAAUCGCCUCCAACGUCCUCGCCCGAAACCAAAAAGAAGUCCAAAGGGUUCAAGAGAUUCUUUGGCAGGUUAAAGAGGAGCCACUCUACCUCCUUCAACCUUGAUGAUGCAGCCGAGAUGGAGUUCAGAAGGGGUGGAGUCAGAGCUACAGCCGGCCCCAGACUCGGCUGGUCACGCGACACCAAACAAAUUGCUGUUGAUCUUCCUUUCUCACGGUGGAGCAAAGAGGAAGUUUGUGCGUGGCUUCAUGAGCAGGGCCUCGGGUUUUAUGUCGCGCAGGGUCUGAGCUGGAUCAAAUCAGGACAAACAUUACUGCAAGCAUCACAGCAUGACUUAGAGAAGGAGCUGGGCGUGAAGCACCCUCUGCACAGGAAGAAGCUGCAGCUGGCCCUGCAGGCUGUCGGAUCAGAAGAAGAAGAUCUGAAGGGCAAACUAGACCACAACUGGGUGACGAGAUGGCUGGAUGACAUCGGUCUCCCGCAGUACAAAAGUCACUUUGAUGAGGCUCGAAUUGAUGGACGCACGCUGCACUACAUGACAGUGGAGGACCUGCUGUCUCUGAAGGUUGGCAGUGUUCUCCAUCACCUCAGCAUCAAGAGGGCCAUCCAGGUCCUCCGCCUCAACUCUUACGACCCCAACUGUCUCAGACGCCGUCCCUCUGAUGAGAGCAACGUCACACCAGCAGAGAUCUCGCAGUGGACCAACCACAGAGUGAUGGAGUGGCUCCGCUCCGUGGACCUGGCGGAAUAUGCCCCCAACCUGAGGGGGAGUGGUGUUCACGGAGGGCUGAUGGUGUUGGAGCCUCGAUUCAAUGUGGAAGCACUCGCCCUUCUGCUCAACAUUCCUCCCAACAAAACCCUGCUGAGACGCCACCUGGCCACCCAUUUCCACCUGCUCAUUGGCUCCGAAGCGCAGCGGCUCAAACAGGACUGUCUGGAAAACCCAGACUACACGGUCCUCACAGCAACGGCCAAGGUCAAGCCGAGGCGCUUGUCGUUUGGAGGUUUUGGCACUCUGAGGAAGAAACGUCAGGAUGACGGUGAGGAGUACGUGUGCCCCAUGAAUGUGGAAAUGCCAAAAAACAGCAGCUUCCAGACUAGCACCCAGAUCUACGAGGAUAACCUUGAGCACCUGGAACAGAUGGAGGACUCUGAAGGAACCGUCAGACAGAUAGGAGCCUUUUCUGAGGGAAUCAACAAUCUGACGAGCAUGCUGAAGGAUGACGUGUUUUUCCGGGAAGUGUCGGCGUGCCCUCCAGAGUAUGGUCCCUCAGAAAUGCACAGUAACUCAAACAUCUGAUAUCAGAGCUCCGCAAGCUUCAUGGAAAAAGAACGAACUGUGCCAACUUCAUCCUGUGGUCCAUCUCUCUCUACCGCUGAUCAGCUUUUGUAAGAGAACAUGUCAGACUAACAAUAUUUCCAUCUUUUGCAUGUACACAUCUAUAUUUAUUGAAGCUGUCCAAAAUGUAACAUGUGAACUGAAAAUGCAAAGUGUUCUCAAAUUAACAUACCUCUUUAUGAA
Messenger RNA from Pundamilia nyererei, 3127 nucleotides. Its product is annotated as liprin-beta-1-like. Gene Ontology annotation, biological process: neuromuscular junction development. The transcript is spliced from 25 exons. The record is from RefSeq and is a predicted model, not a curated record. Lineage: Eukaryota; Metazoa; Chordata; Actinopteri; Cichliformes; Cichlidae. Gene Ontology annotation, cellular component: presynaptic active zone. Gene Ontology annotation, molecular function: protein binding. The coding region runs from base 221 to 2905 and encodes 894 amino acids.